This is a messenger RNA of Melozone crissalis (California towhee), 1497 nucleotides long. RefSeq names its product pantetheinase-like. NCBI's taxonomy places the organism in Eukaryota, Metazoa, Chordata, Aves, Passeriformes, Passerellidae. Bases 37 to 1371 code for a protein of 444 amino acids. The record is from RefSeq and is a predicted model, not a curated record. Gene Ontology annotation, molecular function: hydrolase activity, acting on carbon-nitrogen (but not peptide) bonds, in linear amides. The transcript is spliced from 7 exons.
CAGGAGCCCGUCCCUGCCAGCGAUGCUUUGGCCCUGAUGAACAGAAACAUGGAUGUCUUGGAAGGGGCCAUCAAGGAAGCUGCCCAGCAGGGUGCCCACAUCAUUGUGACUCCUGAGGACGGCAUCUAUGGCUGGCGAUUCACAAGGGAAUCCAUCUACCCCUACCUGGAGGAUAUCCCUGAUCCAGCGGUGGACUGGAUUCCCUGCACUGACCCCUCAAGAUUUGGUCCAGCACCAGUGCAGGAACGACUCAGCUGCAUGGCCAGAAAUAACUCCAUCUAUGUGGUUGCAAAUAUUGGGGACAAGAAGCCGUGUGACUCCAGUGAUCCCAGCUGCCCCAGGGACGGUCGGUACCACUACAACACGGAUGUUGUCUUUGAUGCACAGGGGAAACUGGUGGCUCGCUACCAUAAGUAUAAUCUCUUUCUAGGAGAAAAUCAGUUUAAUUAUCCAAAAGAGCCAGAAGCUGUCACCUUUGAGACUGCUUUUGGGAAGUUUGGCAUUUUCACUUGCUUUGACAUCCUUUUCUAUGAGCCUGCUGUGGUCCUGGUGAGCAAGAUGCAGGUGGACACCGUGCUCUUCCCAACAGCUUGGAUGAAUGUCCUGCCCUUUCUGACUGCAAUUGAGUUUCACUCUGCCUGGGCUAUGGGCAUGGGUGUCAAUGUCUUAGCUGCCAAUACUCACAACACCAGCAUGGAAAUGACAGGGAGUGGAAUUUAUGCACCAACUGGAGCCAGAACAUACACCUACAACAUGAAAACUGAAGAUGGUCACCUCCUCAUUGCUGAAUUAGAUGCACACCCUCGUCUUUCUCCUGCCUCCCCACCUGCUGUCAGCUGGAACUCAUAUGCUUUGAGUGUUGAAAGAGUCUCACAGAAUGGCCAUGAAUUCACAGGAAUCAUCUUUGAAGAUCCCUUUACUUUCACAGAGCUCACUAAGCCUGGGGGGAAUGUCACUGUCUGCCAAAAAGACCUCUGCUGUCACUUGAGCUACAAGAUGGCAGAGAAAAGAGAUGAUGAAGUUUAUGUGCUGGGUGCUUUUGAUGGCCUUCAUGUUUUUGAAGGACAGUACUAUCUGCAGAUCUGCACUCUGCUCAAGUGCCCCAGCACAAACCUGAGUACAUGUGGGCAGCCCGUGGAGACGGCUCAGACCAAGUUUGACAUGUUCUCCCUCAGUGGCACGUUUGGCACCAGCUACAUCUUCCCAGAAGUGCUGUACAGCGGGGUGCAGCUGGCCCCUGGGGAGUUCGAGGUGCUGGCUGAUGGACGUCUGAUAAAUCGGAAUACGACGUCAAAGCCAGUUUUGAGUGUAACACUCUUUGGGAGGUGGUAUGAAAAGGACCUUCCAUCCAUGGAUCAAGCUUCAGCAUGAUUUCACUGCAGAUCAUUCAAGCUUUCAUCUGCUCUUUUCUGUAACACUAAUUAAACACAAAUAAUGGUAAUUAAUAGUGAUAUUCAUAAUUAAAAUGGCAUUCUAUUUUUCUAGUUGCCUUAUCUA